Molecule: messenger RNA, 1302 nt
Organism: Artibeus jamaicensis (Jamaican fruit-eating bat)
Lineage: Eukaryota; Metazoa; Chordata; Mammalia; Chiroptera; Phyllostomidae
Product: dCTP pyrophosphatase 1-like
Exons: 3
Coding region: 63-575 (170 amino acids)
Biological process (GO): nucleoside triphosphate catabolic process
Molecular function (GO): nucleoside triphosphate diphosphatase activity
Source: RefSeq, a predicted model, not a curated record
GAGGCGGGCCCAAGCUGAGCGCGAGUUUCCUCAGUGCAGUGAAGUUUGUAGCGGUGUGCGACAUGGCUAGUGGUGGUGGGGAAGAGCGUGGGGUCGCCGGAGGAGAGGGCACCGUUGCCGCCAGCCUCUUCAGAUUCAGCUCGGAACCCACGCUCGAGGACAUCCGCCGGCUCCAUGCUGAGUUUGCUGCUGAAAGAGACUGGGACCAGUUCCACAAGCCUCGGAACCUCCUCCUGGCCUUGGUGGGGGAAGUCGGGGAGUUGGCAGAGCUCUUUCAGUGGAAGCCUGAUGAGGAGCCUGGCCCCCAAUCCUGGCCCCCCAAGGAACGGGCAGCCCUUCAGGAGGAGCUUAGCGAUGUCCUCAUCUACCUGGUAGCAUUAGCAGCCCGCUGCCAUGUGGACCUGCCCCAAGCGGUGCUCUCCAAGAUGGACACCAACCAGCGACGCUACCCGGCACAUCUGUCCCGUGGCUCCUCCCGCAAAUACACGGACUUGCCACACGGGGCCACCUCUGAAGACCAGACUGUGGGGACUAUAGACCUUGCCUGUCAAUCCACACGCCAGAACUCAGCCUAGAACCAUGGACCCACGGUCUGCAGCUCAGCAUGGCAUCUGAGGAACAGAUGGUGGCCUGGCCAUGGAACCUCAUUCUGGCCCUUUCCUUACAGCUCAUCAGCCUGGCAUCCUGAUGUCUGAGGUUUGAGGCUCAAGAACCUCUGGAAGACAGCCUCUUGCCACUCUUCUCUCUCAGUAAAGUUUUGUCCAGCAACUUCCGGAUCCUUCCUGGGUUGGGGAGGCUCUGUCUCAGCAGGUACUACAGAGGGGCAGCAGGGCUGCUCUGAUCUGAGCUCCCACGUUUCUCUGCUGCACCUCCCACCUGCCACGCAGAGAUCUCAUUUCUAGCAGGUUCCCUGUGGGCUCUCCUGCAAGUUUGUUUCCCCUUUGGAGCCUCUAACAGAAGAUUAGAGGCUGUACUUGGUGGUAAAAGCCCAGAUUUUGGAGCCAGCACAUCAGGGUUCAAACGCUGUAUGUGAUACUUACCAGCGGGAUGAUGUUCAUCAGUUUCUUCACCUCAAGUGAAAAUAAUAGUAUUUCCCUAAUAGGGCAGUAAAGUUAAAGUCGGUUAUUGUAGGUAGAGUACUUAGGACGGUGCCUGGCACAUACUAGGUACUUAGGUAGUUUGCAGUUAUGUCUUUCAACUCAAAACACUGGGAUCCCACAGCAGGAAACGUCACCAGUCCAGGUAGGCCUGGGCCCAGGAUUGAGCCUCAGGACCCAGCACAAAUCAGGGUCAGUCUCGGAU